This is a messenger RNA of Paramacrobiotus metropolitanus, 838 nucleotides long. RefSeq lists its product as uncharacterized. The record is from RefSeq and is a predicted model, not a curated record. The transcript has 4 exons. Lineage: Eukaryota; Metazoa; Tardigrada; Eutardigrada; Parachela; Macrobiotidae. Bases 30 to 674 code for a protein of 214 amino acids.
CCCAAUCUAUCAAAUCGUCUCCGUUAAAAAUGUUGACCUUUACCAUCUGCCUGUGCUUAUCGGCGCUGCUGGCCGUCAAUGCCCAGAAGGAGCCCCUGACCGCGGCGCAGCGUUGUGACCUGGUGGCCGCCGGCGGAAAGGCAUGCUCUCCCGAUGCCUGCCGCAGCGCCACCUGCAACAUCGUACCGUCAGCCAUAUGUCUGUCGGAUCAGUGCGGCUGCCGAGCCCGUUUCUUCUCCCUGGCCAACGAUCCCCGCACCGAACCGGUGGAGAGGAACUACGCCGAGGUCACCAGCUUCUGCAAAGCCGGAGCCGAUAUUGAUGCGGCCAAGGGUUCCCUGCAGACCGUGCUGUCCACUGAAGAGCGCGCCGCCGACAUUGUAUCGGAGAAUCCCGCCAUCCUGAAGGACGUUUUCCGCGGCUUGAACACAUUCAUCGGUGAUGUAAUGAAGAUCGUCGUCCACUACGCCAAACAGCUCAGCGAGCGCAAACCCAAUUCCGCCACCUUCCAACGCUACAACACCUUGUUGGAUCUGCAGCAGGAUCUUCAGAAGAAGUUGAAGGAUGCCGUUUCCAACGACGAGAGUGUCUUCCUAAUGGAUGAGAGCGGACAACUUUACAAAAUUACAGACGAUGAGCAGUCCGACGCAUCCGCUGAUGUCCAAGAAUUUUGAAGCCGGCAAAUUAUACCGCGAUGAUCCGAACCAAUAAGUGCAAAGAAUGGCUGUCUUCUAGAUUAAACUUUCUGCUUUCCAGGCGCUGGGCGCACGGAUAUUUUUUGUCAGUCGGCUGAAGUUCUGGCUGGUUGGUUUAUACAGUUAAUGACUCGAAAAUAAAU